Molecule: messenger RNA, 539 nt
Organism: Parasteatoda tepidariorum (common house spider)
Lineage: Eukaryota; Metazoa; Arthropoda; Arachnida; Araneae; Theridiidae
Gene: ytr
Product: U4/U6.U5 small nuclear ribonucleoprotein 27 kDa protein yantar
Biological process (GO): RNA splicing
Cellular component (GO): precatalytic spliceosome
Source: RefSeq, a predicted model, not a curated record
ACCGGUUUUCUUUAUUGGCACUACAGUCUAGGAUGGGGCUUAGCCUGCAACACAAUAUUUUUCCAGACAGUAUCUCUGACCUUGAUCUUCCACUUGGAGACUUAAAAUCAUUCAAGACAUCAUCCAUCUACUUUUUCUUCAGUCUGCCUUUUGUCCUUCUGCUUCCAAUACAAGAUCUUCACCACUCUGUUUUCAGAAGAUUUGUUUUUAUCUCAGUUUUCCAGUUUAAGGCAUUUGUAAAAUGGGAAGAAGUAGAUCUCGGUCACCUCCUGGCAGAAGAGAGAGACAUAGAAGCAGAUCACGAGAAAGGGAACGUGAUCAUGAUAGGAGAGUUAGAGGUCGUUAUCGAUCAAGAUCACCUUCCCCACGACGCCGAAGAAGCAGUAGGUCACCACCCAUUAGAAGGAGGUCAAGGUCUCGCUCAUGGUCACCACCCAGAAAUAGAAGGAGCAGAUCUAGCUCAAGGUCUGAUUUUAAGAUAACUUUUAAUUGUUUCUUUUUUUUAUUUUCUUACAAAAUGAAACUAUGUUUUCAUUUUG